AUUACAUACCUUUAUCUUUAAUUUCAACAUUCAAUAAGAAAAACUUCGGUUUUGAAAUAAAUUAGCAAAGUAGUUCUGUUUGAAUCGUCAGUCCAGGGAAAACUCAAGGUCCUUUGAAUGUUGAAAACUAGCAGGCUUAUUUACUUAUCCAGGUAGUUAAUACUGCUAAUUAACAAACAAUACUUAAUACCAAAUUCAGAAGAAUGACUAGCAUACACGCUGGAAAUAUCACCGAGGUCCAUGAAAUGCCGUUCUCUGAAAUAAUAAGACCGUUCAAGCCUGAACUGGAUGAGAAAAAAGUGAAGUCACUGAUGAAGACCCUAUCGGACCCGGAAACUGCUGACCAGGUCCCUCCCAUUGACGUGCUGUGGAUUACUGGACGCGAAGGAGGUAAUUAUUAUUACAGUUUCGGAGGGUGUCAUAGGUACACCGCCCAUCAGAGAUUGAAAUCGGAAUUCGUCAAGGUGAAAUUGGUGAAGUCUACCGUUCAGGAUUUGAGGUGUUACCUGGGAUCUAGCACCCCCGACUUAAAGUGAGUCGUAACUGUGCAAUUUGAUUUCCUGUAUUUUUCUCAUUCUUUUUAUUUUUGUGAUAUAUGACGUACUUUUAACUAUGAUAAGUCUACACCUUUUUUGUUUUACAUGAAGAAAGUUACGAAUUUAUAUUAGACAUACAUUUAGAUAUCAGGGCGUUCUUAUUUAUUAGUUUUUAUAACAAGGAUCCCUUAUUGUUUUUUAUAUUUUAAAUUAUGUUAAAUAAAGGAAUGAAAUAUA
Anoplophora glabripennis (Asian longhorned beetle) is the source of this 773-nucleotide messenger RNA. Its product is annotated as sulfiredoxin-1. Bases 204 to 536 code for a protein of 110 amino acids. Gene Ontology annotation, molecular function: sulfiredoxin activity. The transcript has 2 exons. Gene Ontology annotation, cellular component: cytoplasm. Lineage: Eukaryota; Metazoa; Arthropoda; Insecta; Coleoptera; Cerambycidae. Gene Ontology annotation, biological process: cellular response to oxidative stress. The record is from RefSeq and is a predicted model, not a curated record.